Rhinocladiella mackenziei CBS 650.93 is the source of this 1719-nucleotide messenger RNA. RefSeq lists its product as uncharacterized. Bases 1 to 1719 code for a protein of 572 amino acids. Gene Ontology annotation, molecular function: dipeptidyl-peptidase activity. The transcript has 8 exons. Lineage: Eukaryota; Fungi; Ascomycota; Eurotiomycetes; Chaetothyriales; Herpotrichiellaceae. The record is from RefSeq and is a predicted model, not a curated record.
AUGGUUUAUAUUCCGCCUUUGAAACCGCUUGGUUCUAUUUUGACCAUCGACAAGAGCGAUGGCCGUUACGUUGCUCGUAUCAACGAGGAGGUUGUGCUUGCUGAUGGCGCCAGGAUCCGUCUGAACGUCUUUUUGCCAGUUACUGGGGGCCCAAAAUGGCCAGUUCUCCUGACCUCUACGCCAUAUGGCAAGGACGUAAACUAUCAUCGUGCAAAGGUGUAUGAACACGGCUCGAUCACAGUCACAGGGGAGCAUGUUUGUGAGCACAUUGCCUUCGAGGCUCCCUCUCCGUCGUACUGGUGCCCCAGGGGUUAUGUUGUGGUCAUUUGGGACCAUCGCGGCACUGGCCAAUCGCCAGGCUAUCUCGAGAUCUGGAAUUCAGAGCAUUUUGACGAUCAUGCCCAGGUGGUCGAAUGGGCUGCCGACCAGCCAUGGUCUACUGGAAAGGUUGGUCUCUCAGGCAUCUCUUACCUUGGUUCCAAUCAGUGGCCAACGGCAGCACGUCGACCUCGCGGUCUGGCUGCCAUCUGUCCAUGGGAAGGAUUUGGAGAAUUCUAUCGCGAAACCACGAGACGCGGCGGCAUUGCUUCCAGUUUCUUCCGCACUUGGUAUCCGGCGCAGGUCAUCCCUAUUCAGUAUGGUAGCCGAAACAGGGAGCAAAACACGUUUGGUCCGACAGCGCCAGAAGGUGAAUUGACGGAGGAACAACUCCGUGAGAACCGUGAAGACGUCCUGGCGAUUGUUUCCGAUUCCGCGAAUGAGUUUAUGGAUGAUGAAUAUUACCAAGGCCGCAUGGUCCAUGAGGAUUACUCCAAAAUUGAGGUGCCGCUCCUCAGCGCUGGAAAUUGGGGCGGCCUCAACCUCCACCUUCGGGGUAAUGUGAUCAGUUACUUGCGCGCAGGGUCCAAACUCAAGUUCCUACGAAUUCAUACUGGUCGUCAUGUGGUAGAUACCCCAUUCUAUACUUCGCCAUAUAUUGACAUGCAGUUAUCUUUCUUCGAUUGUUUUCUCAAGGGUGAUGACUAUGAUGGUUGGAAGAGUGGCAAACAACCACCAGUACGAUUCAGUGUGCGCAGAGGUAUGGCGCCAAUGGGGACGCUCAAUGAGUCCGAAGUGUUCCCCUGGCGUGAUGAGCGGGAAUGGCCUCCUGCCCAGACGAGAUACGAGAAAUUCUACUUGCACGCUGAUCAGUCUCUCGGCACAUGCAAACCUUCGUCUGAGGGCACACUAUCAUAUCAAGGCCUGACUGGCGAUGGGUUCAAGUUUGCGACUGUGCCAGCGAACGAGGAGUACGAGAUCUGCGGUCAUCCGAGCACGCGACUAUCGAUUAGUUUAUCUGGCCAUCAAGGCAAGGCCGAGGCUGAUAUUGAUGUCUACGUUGCUCUUCGCAAGCUUGACAAGAGCGGCAAGGAGCAAUGGUUUGCCAGCAGCAUCGGCACGCCUACUCCUGUCACAUUCGGAUGGAUUCGUGCUUCACACCGCACCCUGAACCCUAAACCAUAUCCUGAGCUGGCUGAAGGCGCGCUCUCAUUCCCCGUGCUCAGCCACAAGAGAGGUGACAAGAAGGACGUCAAGAAUGGAGAAAUCUAUCAGCUAGAUUUCGAACUCUGGCCGACUGAUCUGGUCGUCGAGAAAGGCGAAACGCUCAUCUUCGAAGUGACAGCCAAAGACCCUGAAGGCGUCGCUUGGUUCGGAGCUAACGAAGCUGCUGAUCGGUAA